AUGGCACUUUCAGAAACAGUUCAAUCAGUCAGUGGUAGUCUAGCUUCAAUCCCAUGGAGUAUUCUUGCCGUGCUUACGACAUUCCUCGCAUUAUACUGGAGGAUGAUGCCUCACCCGAUCCCGGGGAUUCCAUACAACAAGAAAUCCGCAUGGAAACUGUUAGGAGAUGCCCCCGACAUGAUAAAAGAGGUCAGCGUUAGCAGAGAGCUCAAUGUCUGGCUGGCCAAGCAAGUCUAUCAACUACAAGCCCCACUAUGUCAGGUCUUCGUGGAGCCAUUUUCUAAGCCCUGGGUGCUCCUCGCCGACUCAGCUGAGGCUCAGGAUAUCAUGAUACGACGGCCGGAGUUUGACCGUUCCAACUUUAUCACUGACGGCUUGGGCCCAUUGGAUGACUUCCAUGCCCGUAUGAAGGUUGGCUCAGUCUGGAAGACAACUCGAGCAUGGUUGCAGGACCUCAUGAGUCCGAGCUUCCUGAAUAAUAUCGUUAGCCCAGUCAUGUACGACAACUCGCUUCAUCUGGUGAACUUUUGGCAAGAAAAGGCUCGCCUAGCAAAUGACCGGCCCUUUGACGCCAACGAAGACUUGAAUCAUAGCGCCCUCGAUGGUAUGCUUUCUUUUGUUUUCGAUCGGCAUUUUGAGCAUACUGCCCUUGGCCCUCAAGUCGAGGCUGCCUCCAAGCUUGACCCUUCAACUGUUAAAGUUGGCGCCCUUGGAGAGGUGGAAUUCCCAGAAGGAAAACACCAUAUGUUCAUCAGCGCGCUCUAUGAUACGGUAGAUGCAAUUGAUAAAGUGACCAAGUCCAUGUCACCAAGAUUUACUAUGUGGUGGCUGCGUCAGACGCCUCGGUAUAGAAACGUCACAGCUAUAAAGAGACGCGUUGUCCGGGAACAAGUGCAGAGUGCCCUAGCUAGAUUUCGUGCGACAGGGGAAACCAAAACUGCGAUUGAAUAUAUGUUAAUGCGUGAAACGAAGGCUGCUGAAAAGCAGGGUCGAAACCCGGACUACGAAAAUACUACCAUGAUGGAAGAGAUUGCUGCGCAAUUUAUUGCCGGUCUACAUACAACCAGCACCACUCUUGCUUGGUCUUUUAUCUACAUGACCCGCUACCCGGAGAUUCAAACCAAGCUACGAGAGGCGCUGUUUUCUACAUAUGCGGAUGCCCACGCAGAAAAGCGCCCUCCUUCACUAGCAGAGCUGAACAAAACGCGAGUUCCAUACCUCGAAGGUGUAUUGGAAGAGGCUCUUCGGUUGCACGCGACAAGUGUAGCGCGACAAGCCGUUCGUGAUACUGAAGUUUUCGGCCAUCAUAUUCCCAAAGGCACCAAUAUUGUUAUGAUCGCCAACGGGCCAGGAUUCCAUGCACCGUCGCUUUCUGUCGACGAAAAGCUGCGUGGCAAAACCACCAAGGCGAAUACCUGGGAUGAACGCGACCUGACAGUAUUCAACCCAGAGCGUUGGCUCGAGUACAAGAAAUCAAGCUCUGGGGAGGAUGAGGUUGAAUUCAACGCAAACGCAGCUCCUCAGAUUGCCUUUGGCUUGGGUCCGCGCAGCUGUUGGGGUCGUCGACUCGCAUACUUAGAGAUGCGCAUGGUAGUAACCCUUAUUAUUUGGAACUUCGAUCUUCUCCCGGUUUCUGCGGCUCUGGCUGCACCGAAGGCGAGCUAUGGCAUUGUUCACAGGGCGGAUCAAUGUUUCUUGAGGCUGAAGAGUAGGAAAUAG
This is a messenger RNA of Penicillium vulpinum, 1719 nucleotides long. Its product is annotated as cytochrome P450. Lineage: Eukaryota; Fungi; Ascomycota; Eurotiomycetes; Eurotiales; Aspergillaceae. The transcript has 2 exons. The record is from RefSeq and is a predicted model, not a curated record. Bases 1 to 1719 code for a protein of 572 amino acids. Gene Ontology annotation, molecular function: iron ion binding; monooxygenase activity; oxidoreductase activity, acting on paired donors, with incorporation or reduction of molecular oxygen.